This is a messenger RNA of Penaeus chinensis, 642 nucleotides long. RefSeq names its product RNA-binding protein EWS-like. The record is from RefSeq and is a predicted model, not a curated record. The transcript is spliced from 2 exons. The coding region runs from base 33 to 326 and encodes 97 amino acids. Lineage: Eukaryota; Metazoa; Arthropoda; Malacostraca; Decapoda; Penaeidae.
CUCAGCUGUAAGUUGGAGACGAUAGUGUCAAGAUGAAGACUUCCGUUUUAUUCCUCGUCCUCCUGGUGGUGCUGUCGGCGGUCCUCAGCGCCGCUAACCCCGCCGCUGACCCCUUCAAGAAGAAAGGCUUCAAGAAGCAGGGGUACAGGCCAAGGCCGAUUGCUAGGCCCGUGGUUUACCGCCCUGUCUAUGUUGUGCAGAAACCGGUACAGCCAAGCUACGGACACCAGCCAAGUUACGGACACCAGCCAAGCUACGGACACCAGGCGAGUUACGGACACCAGUCAAGCUACGGACACCAGUCAAGCUAUGGACACGGCUGGUAGACUUUCUUGUUAGUGAUAUCCAAGAGGAUCUCCGGGCUUCUGGCUGUCUAAAGGAAUUGAGGAAUGAUCGGUUUCUGCAACUUUAAAAGCGCACUACCUCCAUUUUUAUUUCAAACUCUGAGAGUCGCUGCCUGCCUCUAGUUUAGAAGAUAAGGAAAUUUCAUGUAACUGAUUUAUUUCUGUUAACCGUAUCAUUCUCACUGACAGUACUUUUCGAAAGAUAUUGGAUAUAUCCUUUGUUCUGUAGUUUGUGUAAAUUUAUGUAAAAUUGAAUUGUACAAAAACGCACAUAAAUAAUUAUAUUUAGUACAAAUGA